AUGGCGACAGGAAGCCACAUGCAUAAUCUUACCACCCUUAUCAAGCGGUUGGAAGCCGCAACCUCCCGCUUGGAGGAUAUGGCUAUGUCACUGGAUGACCCCAACUCGCCCAAGACCAUAGCUCCCCCUGCUGUGCCUGAAGCAGCUACUCCUGAGUCCCCCAAACCAGCCGCAGCUGCGGCUCCCGCACCGCCCCCCAUCCCGCCGCAAAUCCAGGACUUCGACACCCUGAUCAACGAGGAUGUCCGGAACUUUGUGGAGUUGGGCCAGAAGAUCAAUGGCUUGGUCGGAGAACAGUCCAAGGUAGUCCUUCAAGCCUUCGAAGCCGAGCGUACCUACCUCCUCGUGGCCACGAAAGCUAGAAAGCCCGAGCAGCAGCCCCCGGAGCUCAUGACGGGCCUUCACAAUGCUUCAGACAGCAUCAACAACAUUCGGGAGUCGAACAGAGCUUCUCCUCUCUUCAACCACUUCAGUGCGGUUGCGGAGGGUAUUGUUGCCCUGGGAUGGUUCUUCGCGGACAAGCCCGCCGAUUUCGUCACUGAGAUGGCUGGAGGUGUCGAAUACUACGGAAACAAGGUCCUGAAGGAAUACAAGGAGAAGGACCGUACCCACGUCCAGUACAUCCAGGCCUACUACCAGAUCUACAAGUCCCUCGCUGCAUACCUGAAGAAGCACUACCCGAAGGGCCUGACCUGGAACGACAAGGAUGGAAUCGACGCCCAAGAAGCUCUCAGACAGGUCAAGGCCGGUGGCUCUGGCCCUGCCGCUGGCGGUGCUGCUCCUCCUCCCCCGCCACCCCCUCCAGUUCCGACUCUGAACGUUCCUGGUGGUGUUCCUCCCCCUCCUCCCCCGCCGCCCGGCGUCCCUCCUCCGCCUGCAGCAGCCCCAGCUGCACCAGACAUGUCAGCUGUCUUUGACCAGCUGAACCAAGGCGAAUCCGUCACCGCCGGUCUCCGGAAGGUCGACAAAUCGCAGAUGACGCACAAGAACCCGAACCUUCGCGCCAGCUCCAUGGUUCCCGAUAGUCCAACCUCCGCAGGCAGCGCCGUUCGGGGCAAGUCGCCUGCUCCGAGCAAGAAACCCAAGCCGGAGAGCAUGCGCGCCCGCAAGCCCCCGCGCAAGGACCUGGAAGGCAACAAAUGGUUCAUCGAGAACUUCGAGAACCCCGGCGAGAUCGUUGAGAUCAACGCGCAGCAGAACCACUCCAUCCUCAUCUCGCGGUGCAACAAGACCAUCAUCAAGAUCAACAACAAGGCCAACGCCAUCUCCAUCGACAACUGCACCGGCCUCUCCAUCAUCGUCGACUCCCUGGUCAGCAGCCUUGACGUCAUCAAGUCCCCCAAGUUCGCCCUCCAAAUAGACGGCGUCGUCCCCACCCUCCUCCUGGACCAGGUCGAUGGUGCCACUGUCUACCUGGGCCAGCAGAGCCUGGCCACCGAGGUCUUCUCCAGCAAGUGCACUGCAGUCAACAUCAUGCUUCCGCCCAAGGAGGGAACCGACGAGGAUACCAAGGAAUGCCCUAUCCCUGAGCAGAUCAAGACGUACGUGAAGAACGGCGUUCUCGUUAACGAGAUUGUCGAGCACGCUGGUUAG
Molecule: messenger RNA, 1593 nt
Organism: Aspergillus niger
Lineage: Eukaryota; Fungi; Ascomycota; Eurotiomycetes; Eurotiales; Aspergillaceae
Exons: 4
Coding region: 1-1593 (530 amino acids)
Biological process (GO): cytoskeleton organization; regulation of adenylate cyclase activity
Cellular component (GO): cytoplasm
Molecular function (GO): adenylate cyclase binding; actin binding
Source: RefSeq, a predicted model, not a curated record